AUGAAGGAGGAGAAUGAGGAAUCACAUUCAGAGCGGUAUUCCUUAAUGGAAGACGAAGAUUGGAUGACCAGAGGUGGAAGUAUCUGGAACACCACACAGGAGCGGGCAGCCACUAGGGUCAAAUGUCGCGCCACGACCUGCCAGCUGGUGCAGCUGGUCAAGUUCAUGGAGAAGCACCCUGAACUGGCGGUGUCCCACGCUAAACCCUUCCCGGGCAGCGAUGAGCUGUGGAUGGAGUUAGCAGCACAUAUCAACCAGUUCGGACCGCCGAAGAACUACAAGCAAUGCAAGACGGUAAGUACAGUUGUUGAAUGA
Molecule: messenger RNA, 315 nt
Organism: Cydia amplana
Lineage: Eukaryota; Metazoa; Arthropoda; Insecta; Lepidoptera; Tortricidae
Exons: 3
Coding region: 1-315 (104 amino acids)
Source: RefSeq, a predicted model, not a curated record